Messenger RNA from Bombyx mandarina (wild silkworm), 483 nucleotides. RefSeq lists its product as uncharacterized. The record is from RefSeq and is a predicted model, not a curated record. Lineage: Eukaryota; Metazoa; Arthropoda; Insecta; Lepidoptera; Bombycidae.
AUGUUGGGCCCGUGCAGUUCUGUUCUCGUGCUUUUGUCCGCGGUACUGGCUAAAAACACAAACGGCGAGCUCGCGAAUGAUGCUUCACUGAAAAUUAAUUCUGACGUGGCCGAUAAAAGCGAUUCAAUAUUUUUUGUUGUACCAAAGGAACCUGGGUUUGACUCGCAUCUCGUCAUUAAUGAUAUCAUAAAUGCGAAUAGACACGGUCUCAGUCAUGAAGUCGAUCAUCCGCAGAACGUACCUAAUUAUUUUACAGACGAUAACGUUAAACACAACACCGAAUCUGCAAAUGACGAUGCUGCAUAUAUACUUUAUCAUCUUCUUAGGAAUACCAACAACAACGACCAUUCCGAUUUCAAAGAGGCGAAAGACAGACAUCGUUCUGCUCUCAGAGCCCAAUGCCAGAAAGUAGAACACUGCGUCCAAAAAUGUCAUCUUAGCUGCAAAGAAAGUUACGACGAAUUCAACAUUUGCUCAUCGUAG